This is a messenger RNA of Diceros bicornis minor, 2878 nucleotides long. RefSeq names its product sprouty related EVH1 domain containing 3 (gene SPRED3). Gene Ontology annotation, cellular component: membrane. Gene Ontology annotation, molecular function: protein kinase binding. Bases 128 to 1267 code for a protein of 379 amino acids. Gene Ontology annotation, biological process: negative regulation of MAPK cascade; multicellular organism development. The transcript is spliced from 6 exons. The record is from RefSeq and is a predicted model, not a curated record. Lineage: Eukaryota; Metazoa; Chordata; Mammalia; Perissodactyla; Rhinocerotidae.
CCCUCGCCCCGGCUCCCGGUGCCCGUCUCUAGCGCCGCCGGAGCCAGCGAGGGAGCCGGAGCGACAGGAGGAGGAGGAGGAGGCCACGUCGCCGCCGCUCGGAGCCCGGCCGGAGCCUCCCAGGUACAUGGUUCGGGUCCGAGCCGUGGUGAUGGCCCGAGAUGACUCCAGUGGGGGCUGGCUGCCUGUGGGGGGCGGGGGCCUCAGCCAGACCACAUUGGAGUGUACCCUGAGGCCAGGCUUGGUUUACAACAAGGUGAACCCCAUCUUCCAUCACUGGAGCCUUGGCGACUGCAAGUUCGGGCUGACGUUCCAGAGUCCUGCAGAGGCUGAUGAGUUCCAGAAGAGUCUGCUGGCCGCGCUGGCCGCGCUGGGUCGAGGCUCGCUCACCCCCUCUUCUUCCUCCUCCUCCUCCUCGCCUUCCCAGGACACCGCAGAGACUCCCUGCCCUCUGACGUCCCACGUGGACAGCGACUCCUCCUCCAGCCACAGCCGCCAGGAGACGCCUCCCAUCACCGCGGCGGCCUCCAUCGCCACCGUGGAGUCAGCUUCUGGCUUUGGGCCGGCCACGCCCCCCCAGCGCCGCCGCUCCUCCGCUCAGAGCUACCCACCGCUCCUACCGUUCACGGGGAUUCCGGAGCCCUCAGAGCCCCUGGGCGGAGCAGGGGGCCCGGGCUGGGGCGGCCGCGGCUAUGAGGAUUACCGGCGCGCCGGGCCGCCCGCGCCCCUCGCCCUGUCCACCUGCGUCGUGCGCUUCGCCAAGACCGGCGCUUUGCGGGGCGCAGCCCUGGGGCCCCCCGCGGCACUACCCGCCCCUCUCACCGAGGCUGCGCCCCCAGCGCCCCCGGCUCGCCCACCCCCGGGCCCCGGCCUGGCCCCUGCGCCGGCCAAGGCCUCCCCGGAGGCGGAGGAGGCGGCGCGCUGCGUGCACUGCCGCGCGCUCUUCCGCCGCCGCGCUGAUGGGCGAGGCGGCCGCUGCGCGGAGGCGCCGGACCCGGGUCGCGUGCUGGUGCGCCGGCUCAGCUGCCUGUGGUGCGCCGAGAGCUUGCUCUACCACUGCCUGUCGGACGCCGAGGGCGACUUCUCGGACCCGUGCGCCUGCGAGCCAGGCCACCCGCGCCCCGCCGCGCGCUGGGCCGCGCUGGCCGCGCUCUCCUUCGCCGUGCCCUGCCUCUGCUGCUACGCGCCCCUGCGCGCAUGCCACUGGGUCGCGGCGCGAUGCGGCUGCGCAGGCUGCGGGGGUCGCCACGAGGAGGCGGCGCGGUGAGGACGGCCUGAUGGGUCCCAUAGCCGGAUCGAGGACCCAAAAUAGAGGGUCCAGGACCCCGGACUCCAUUUGGACCCAAAACCCAAACCUAGGCACACUCGGAACUUGGAGCUUGAGUUUGGAUUGAGAGAACCCAGACCUGGAACCUGGACCCCAAAUCUAGGACUGAGAUACCGGAGACCCAGCUUCAUUGGGAUGUCUGUGCAAGAGGUUCCAGGCAUCCUGAGUUCUGGCGUCCCCAUACCCCCCCUGCCCCGCCUCGACACCGCCCCGACCGAGACUGAGGAGACUCCAGGCAACCUCAGACUACACCUCAGGCAGGCCGGGAAGCACACGGGUCCCUGAGACAGAGAGGGCCCUGAACCCAGUCAUGCCUGGCACCACAACCCCUCAGAUUACAGCCCCAGAAUUAGUCAGGAGUUGCCAAUAUCUGACCCUGCCUGUAUACAAUUACUCCCAGACCUUGAGACCACAGGGCCCAGAAUCACCCCAAAUGGUCCCUGAAUGCUCACCUGAAACCUGGGGUGCCUGUAUCUGAGGUGUUCUUGUAGCCCCAGGACCCCUGAGACACCAAACCCUCUUAAGAUGCCCUGAGUCCUUGGAGAUGCUCAAACAAAUGUUCUCUGACCAAAAUAACUUGGGAGACCCGUUUCAGAGUGCCCCCCACUCUCCGGAUCCACAUGUCAGACUCCUAAGAUGCUCUGGGAGUCAGGGAUCAAAGACCUCUGUAGACCCACCCAUCGCAAGCCAGUGUUCCCAGGAGCUCUGGACCUCGUAUAUAGGACUCUGAGGUGCCUAGUACCCCCAGAUGUAGGACUGAAGGCCACCAACACCUCAGGGCCCAAGACACUGGUCCCAAGUCCUCAGAUAGCUCUCUUCCAAUCCCCCUUGGACUUGGAUUUCAAGCCCCAGAAUGUCCUGGAAUCUUUGGCUUCCUUGUACCCACAGAUCCCCAAUCCCCUAAAGGCUGGGAGCUUCACUCCCAGAAGAUGGGAUGUUCAUGGCAACCCAGACCUCUGUCCCCUUGGCCCCCAGCCCCUGAGUGACCCCAAGGUGCUUUAGGAGCACUGGAUCCAUGACCCCAAAGUGCCAUUGACCCCCAAAUUCAGGGCUCAAGCCUGUACAACACUGGAAUUGUCCCCUGACACAAGACCUUGGUCACUCUGUGUCAGAAAUGGUCAGAUCUAAGGUGCCCCAGGACCCUAGCACCUUCAGAUCCCAGAUUUCUUUGGACUCAGAUGGCUCUAGCCUGGUACUCCCUUUGAGACCUGAGACCCCAAGGUCCCAGACUCUGGAAUCCUAGUCCCGGGGGCCCCAGCCCAAGCCCCCAUCAUCCCACAGAACUACUCCUUUACCCUAGGGGAAAAAGCCCCACCAUUCUGAGCUCAUGUUCCUGGAUUCCAGGACCAGUCAGGAGCUCCCCUGCUCCCAUCUCUGGGACUCAACCAUGGAUGAUUGUGCAGGCUGUUCACUGAGCAAAGGCACACGGCCAAAGUGGUGAGUGGGGCUGGAACUCACACCACACUCUGCUGGCCACACUGCCCUCAGAGGGAGGUGUGCUUUUUUCUAAGUUGCACAAAGGCACCUUGGGGCUAGGUACACACACACACA